This is a messenger RNA of Oncorhynchus gorbuscha (pink salmon), 2272 nucleotides long. Its product is annotated as centromere protein L-like. The transcript has 5 exons. The coding region runs from base 769 to 1752 and encodes 327 amino acids. NCBI's taxonomy places the organism in Eukaryota, Metazoa, Chordata, Actinopteri, Salmoniformes, Salmonidae. The record is from RefSeq and is a predicted model, not a curated record.
UCAAAUAGGCUAUUAGUAGGCUAAAGAAAAUAAGCCGCAAUAAUUGUCCAACAAGCGUUUUUAGUCUGUCUUUUCAUGGGACUAGACAAAAUUUAAAAGGAGUAUUCGUGGCAGCGAAGAGGCCCGAUGCGUAAUUGCGCAACAUAACAAUGAAGACAGCAAGCUCGAGAUGUAGCCUAUAGCCAGUUAAGCAUAGGCAUAUUAGCCCAUCAUUCAUAAGCUCAAUGUUAGGCCUAAUACUGCAGUGAGUUUAUCCAGUCAAUAUACACAGCGAAAGAAAAAGUUUAUCAGAUAAUUAAAUCAUAUAUAGGAUCUAUUUGAUGUAUGCCUGUGCGCUCCUAAACUUCACUGAGUGUGCGCCCUAAUAGACGCAGCAGUUAAAUAAGAUAUCCUCAUGGUCUGUUGAGUCUGGGUCUUCCGUGUGUAUCAACGUAUUCUGUGUUUAUUUUGUUUAUGCUUCACAAUGCUAACCGGAAUGUAGGUAGCAGCCAUCUGGAAAUGAGGUAAUCGGCUCGGUCAUCCCUUAUAAAUUUGUAUGCCCAAAUAUGGUAGUAAAUCGCACCAAAGAUUUGAAGGCACCAAUCAAUAGCCACGAUACCCUGCUUUUGCAGAUAGGGGUUACUUUCUCAUACCAGACUGAAUUGAUUUUAAAAAAAAUCUAAUAAGGUCCCCAAGGGGACUUUACAAUUAAGAGGUUAAACAAGCACUGAGGAGACCCCACGCAACAAUGCCUUGGCACAACGAAGGAGCAAGAGUUACAGGCAAUCAAUGCGAAGCUGUGUUGAAGCAACUCAUCUGGCAUACACAUCAGGCCUUCUGACAGCUCUAAGAAUACCAAGAAGUAGAAAGGCUCCAAAGUCAUGUGAUAUCACAAAACAGGUUGACCCAGACCAAGUAGCACUUCUGGUGAAGAAGGAAUGGCAGCUGUCGUAUGUCACACCUUUGUACCAGUUCAGACACACUCAGUUGAAAUCCUACUCAAAGCAACUAUCGGCUUUCAUGGUAUCAGAGAAGCAACAGGGCCUGGCGAUUGAAGUUGGUCAGGAGUUGGGCUUCAAGGUCAAUUUUUCUGUGGUCCUUGGGUUGGCAGAGACGGAUAAAGAUGCUGAGACAGUUUUCAUACAGAUUCUCUCCAGACAAGUGUUUUCUGCAAAAGAUGAUGCUCCGAAGGUUGUGUGGAGUGGCUGGCUGACCUGCGUCAACGGUGACUUGGAUUAUCUCCGAUCACUACCCCUGGAAUUUGUCAGUUUGCCUUUGUUCUGCACCAGAGGACCAGAAUCGCUCACAGUGUUGGUCAAAUCCUGGUUUGAAAAGACAUUUGACUGUUGCUUCGGCCCUCUUGGUAUCAACUCUACCAACCUCCAGUGGCUCGCAUCCCUAUGGACUGGGUGCCACCCCACCAUCAACAUCCAGUACCUGAAACUGGUCUGGACUCUCCCAACACUACCCCCUAUGGAUGUUACGUACAUCGUCCACCCACAAGAUGCCUGGGAGCUUUGGGACAGCAUGCGGCAGGUUGACACGACAGAGGACAGCAUCAGCAUUGAUGAGGUCACUGGGUUCAUCAAAGGGCUGCAGUCACACUUCUUCAGGCACUUCAGGAUAGACUUGUCCGCUGGGUCAUUGAUGCAGAUCUCCACGGCUUUGGGUUCUUCUCACCAUAGUGGAAAAAUCAAGAUUGCGAGCCCUAAUUACAUCCCCACCAUCCUGCAACUGCUGACAGAAUGUGCUCUUCUGAAGAUGCCAAUCUAAGCAAGACUGACAUCACAAAUCAAUGUUUGUGUUUUGUAAAAUACCUGUAUACCCCCAAAAUUACUGUCCAUAUGAAAUUAAACAAUUUUACUAUUUUUUUUAAAUAUUCAUGUAUUGUAUGAAAAGGCAAAUGCAUACAUCUCAAAAUAGCUAUGCUUUUGCUGAUUGUGUACCUUGCCAUUGUUCUGUGGUUUCAGUCACUCUAGAUAUUAUUCACUACAAGCGCAAUAGUGUAGAAGUAAAUGUGUUACAGCUUAAACUUGCAAAUGUUGGUUUUGUCAGUGUGGUGUGAUAGUUGAUUAAUCAGGUUUGAUACAUGGUAAACCGUCAAGUAACUUGGGCAGUUCUGAAGAUAUCAUUGUUACAGUCCAGAUACAGUAAAUCUGUAAGAGCCUGGUGAUUUCCUAAACGGUAGAGAUGUAACAACCAAAAAGAAUAGUACCUGUAAAUACAUUUCCAUUUUCAAAAACAAUUGUUUGAUGAGCUUAAAGUUUGAAAUAAAGUGUUUUUAUUAACAGCA